This is a messenger RNA of Pocillopora meandrina, 8472 nucleotides long. Lineage: Eukaryota; Metazoa; Cnidaria; Anthozoa; Scleractinia; Pocilloporidae. The record is from the annotation of a GenBank genome assembly.
AUGAAACGAGGGUCGAAACCGAUGUCUGUUAAACGGCGAAGCGAAAGUGUUUUGGAUGUGGUGCAAGAUUUAGAGCUGCUAUGUGUCAAAGAGGAGGUUACCGACAUGAGAAGGGCAAAGGAACUGCGCGAAAAGAGAGUCGCUGAGUUGAGGAAAUCAAACGGAACUUUGGAGAUGGUAAGCUCUUCUUGAUCAAUCGAGGCCAAACACACAUACCUCAUAAAACGGAAGACAUACAAAACUAAAACUUUUAUAUUUCAUCAAACUAAAAAACCAAAUUAGUUGCAUGGCCGUACAUAUGCAGUGUUUUCCAGAUCACUGCCUUGCUAAUGGAAUGUUAUAAUUUGCGUCAGACAGCAGACUUAGGAGAAUUCAUUCUGCUAAAAUCAUAAAGGUGCACACAAAAUGUCAACAUUGACGCAGACGUAUGUUUUUUUCCAAUUGUUCCGGUGCGGUAUGCACUAAGUUUCAUUUAGACUUCCAUAUUAUACAUAAUUCAUCAAAAUUUGAAGCGAAAAUAAGAUUUAACAUCAUAAUUGAUCAUGAACGAUAAUUUUAAGGACCUUGUUUUGAAACGGAGAGUAUUAUCUAUAGAAUGAUUGCGACAGACAGCAGAACUGAGUAAUAUGAUUUCACUAAAAGCAUGGAGGUGUAAACAAAAUGUCAACAUUGGUACAAAUUUAUGUUUUCUUUCAAUAGUGGCUUGUUCUAAGCGCUGAUCCCCCAAUAAUAAGUUUCGUCUAUACUUAUGUAUUCAUAGAUAGUUCACCCGGGAGCAAGCGCGUUCGUAAAACAAUCAAAGUAUCAAAAACUUGAGCACGUCAACGCGUAAUUAAAAAACCAGUUUGCUCGUACUUUACAUCGACAAUAUGUUCAUUCCAAACAUCAAUCCUUUCGAUUUAAAAUAGGUCGAGGAACGAGUUUAAUGGAAGUCAGUUGACAAUUGCGCACAGGAACAUGAAUUUUUAUGGAAAUGAAAAUUACAAACCGGACGAAGCAGUAGAGUAUACUUGCAAUAUAAAUCAACCCAGCGACCAGGCAAGAGACAAAGAGCAAACAUUUUUAUGUAUGCGAAGCAAAGUAUGAACUCUUUCAUAUUGAAACUAGUUCGUUUAUUCUAAUCGCUGUGUUCACGAAAUGCAUAACCAGUUCUGGAAACUUUGUGCAUAGAAUUUAACUUCCCAGUCGUAUCGAUAUCAGGUGCGCGGACGAAAAUAUUAUCUAGCGAUAUCCUAGACCCGUUUAAAUUAAGAUCUUAAGCCUUGAACUAAUACGGGUGAAUAAACAAAGAUUCAGUAAAUAGAAGCUGCCAGCAUUUAGUUAUCCAAUACCGACGGAGCAAGCAUUUACUACCAGUAAUGUUGAAUGGCACUUCCUCCUGUUUCCUAGACACGUUUAACUAAAGAUCUUAAGCCUUGACCUGAUACGGGUGAAUAAACAAAGAUUCAGUGGAUAGAAGCCGCCAACAUUAAGUUAUCCAAUACCGUCGGAGCUAGCAUUUACUACCCGUAAUGUUGAAUGGCACUUCCUCCUGAUCUUCACGGUUUUCGCAAAAAGUUGAUGCGGAAAAGACGUAGAAACGUAUACAUUAGUCAGCACAGCGCAUUAGGAUGAAACAAGACGACAGCCGUGCACUUAGUUUGUGAAUUUGAGUGCAAUCUGUUGCCCUCGUAUGCGAAGCAACAGUAGUGGUAAAAAUUAGUCCCAAUCACUACAGGUAGUUUUAAGAUGUGUUCGUCUGUUCGGACGGAGAAAGUUAAUCGAGGGCCUCAAAUCACCAAAUAAAGACACAGCACCGAUAAAAAUCAUUAGUCCCUUUCCUCCUUUGAAAGCAUACAAAUAGGCAUAUCACAUAAAUCAAAAUAUCACAGCAAUUUUUGCUCUUUUAGGUGCAAACACUCCUGAGAUUUUUUUUUUUCAAUAACCAUUCAUUGUUUAGGGAUAUAAGGGAAUCUUAGACGAUAUCAAACAAACACUCGAUCGCCGACGAGUCCUGGAAGAGUACUAUUUAAAAGUUAAAGAUAACCUACAGACAACUGGAGCAGUUAGCGAGACUGAAAUAAAUGACUUUCGGAAGGAAGCUGAGGCAUGUCUCAAGGAUCUCGGAACCGAGAGAUACACUGUUCUCAUUCUUGGUAAGUCCUGCAACAGUAAACUUAAAACCUUUCCAAUCGUUCCCAGACUAAAUUCAGGGGUUUUUCCCUAAGGUUUCAUUUGUAAGGUCAUGGUUCACCAUUAUCAGUUUUAAAAUGUUUCAACUUUUAUUGUCAGCAUCGCCUUACACCGAAAGGCAUGGAACACUCUUCUCCGCCGCUUGGUCUGCGUUAUAAUUAUUUUGGCUCGCCUUCUUAACAGUUAUCCAGCUAGCAAUCCUCUUGCAACUUUGAGACAAGAUUAUCACGGAAAUGAAAACUAUCAAUAACAAAAAAUAAUUGAGAUGUGGAAAGAAUCAAAAUAACUGUCAUUAGAUGCUUCAAAGGGUCUUACAGCUGAGGCAAAUUGCUAAUCAUUUUAAGAGGUUAACUCUUGGUGUCCGACAAAUUAUCUGUCUCUCUUUGAUGUAUAACAUCAGUUAGGAUGAAGAAGGUACGAAUCUCUUUUUAUUCACGGGUAUAUAAAAGGGCUAUAUAAUUUUCAAACAUUCUCCAUCGUAGGAGUGGAAUUUAUUUUUCAUUGUUUAAAACCUUUCCCAUUACACCAAAACAGGAGAAACCAGCGCUGGCAAGAGCAGUCUUAUUAACCUCCUACUUGGCGAAUGCAUUAUGCCAACCAGUAUUCAGCAGAACACACUGACCAUAUGUGAAAUAUCGUAUGGAGAGGCCAAAAAAGCUGUGCUGCACUUCGCUAACGGACGCAAGUUACCUCGUGUCCUCACUGGGGACAAAUUUUACAAGUAUAAAGAUUACGUUAAAAAACCGAUAGAGGACGAAAACUGGUGUGAGUGGAUAGAGAUCAUGAUUCCAAAUCCAUUAUUGGAGGUGAAAAAACUUUGUGUAUUUGGAAUAAAAGUAACAGAGGUAUUUUACGUACAUGAAACAAUUUGGCAUGGAAGAGCAAGAAUCCCUAAUAAAACCUGAAAAAAAAUCAAAGUUUCUCACUGUAUAAGGCUUUGCUGGCACAAGAGCUAUAGUCUAUCACAGAAAUAUUUUUUUCUCACCUUCCUUGCUCGCUGUUGCAUAGGGAUAACAUCACAAGUGAAGUUAUCGGACAUGUAUCAAAACAUAUCUAGGAUUGAGAUCAUUUUUAGUGUCUUGUAUCCUCUGACGCACUAUGCUGUCAAUGUGCUGUGUUAUGCUGUGCCAUUCUUUUCUUUAUUGUGCUGUGGCUCGCCCCGAUAGUGACACCGAAGCUCCCGGUGAAUAAAAGAAUCGCAGUAGGAGUUUAUGAACAACCAAAAAGCAGAAAAACGUGAUUAUUGUUGUGCAUUCAUUUAGUAGAGACACUCACUCUUUAAUUGCUUUCUAUAUUCUGUCAUCGAUUAAGUAUCUAACAAGCUGGUACAAUCAUGUUACUUGAUUACAGUACUUUGAUAGUGUGACAGUGAUAUCACCAACAUUGGCAAACUUUUAAUAUUUACCCAAUACACGACGAUUAUCUCUUAUUCAAUUAACUAUAUCCACUGAGGUUCUCGGCUGCUCUCUCUCCUAGGGUGGUGUAGUGAUCGUAGACAGCCCAGGAAUUGGUGAUUCAAAGCGUGUCAGUGAAAUCACCUUGAAAUACUUGAGUCGAGCCUACGCCUUUAUCUACGUCAUAAACACUCCAAACGCCGGAGGAUUACAACAGGACAGGGUAAACUCAUGACUCUUUAUCUGUCUAAAACACUUUUAAAAAGUAAGAAUGUAUUUAAUUCAGCAUGAGGUAUGUAUCACCCAUAAAGACGCACCACAAAAAAUGCCCUGAAAGCAAAUAUGAUUAUCCAUUCAUUGAAUUUUAGCGUUUGUGAUAAAUCUUUCAGCUGAUGCCUAUCUUAAGUGAAUGGAUAAAACUCUACAAGGGAGAAGAUGGCUGUGGUAUUACUUCGGAAUCUGCUAUUUUUGUCUGUAACAAGUGGGACGAGGUGGAAAAGCAGUGCGACCUAAAUCAGGAGGAAGACCCUGAAAGAAAAAUCAUCGACACUCUCAGAAUGAAUAUUCCCGAACUGGAUGAAAAAUUCCAAAUCAUUAAGAUGUCAGUCUCUAGAGCCACAGAAGUAAAAGAGAGAUUUGACGUGAUGGAUGAUGAUCUUAAAAGUCUUGUGAAUCGACUACAGCGUCUUCUGCCACUUUGCAUUGAGAGAAAAACAGAAUUUUUUUACUAGUAAGUUUGAUUUUAUCUCCCAAUUGAUUACUCAAACUAUCCUAUACCUUGAGCACCCGUUACUGAAGAAAAUUUUUUUCAAGUUCCCUCAGCCCUCGUGAAUAACUCUAUUUGAGAAACCUGCGAAUAAAGAGUAUUCUAAUCCAACGAGAUAUGACACUUGUCCAUUAAAGAGGCCGUAGCAGAUUUCCUAUGAUUUGAAUAUCCUUUUUAUUGUCGAAAGGAGCUACAGAAAUAUGUCACCCCAAAGAAACAUUCAAAUCAACACAUUACGAUGUUUCUAAGUCGUGUUUAAAAUGAAUAUUUGCACAAUUUCGAAAAUGACACCAAAAUACUAAGCUUGCUGAAAUGUUAACCUACUGGUCUUGUUAAGCUAAGAAUCAAUCCAAAAGACUGCUGAGGAAAAAAAAUGAACUGAGUCGCAUUUUACUCUGAGAUAAAAAAGAACGCUUUUUAACAAGUGUUAAUCUUUCUGCUUUAUUUGACAGCUGGAUCAGCGGCCAGCUCUGCAGCUUGUCCGAUCAGCUCAAAGGUGAAAUGCAAAAUGCCAAAAGGACCAAAGACGAACGUCUCAAGGCUCGGAAAGAACUUGGCGAUAAACUCAGCGAACUUAAACAAGGCACCCCCAUUCGGGAAAUUGAGGACGCCAUAACUUCCAGUGUGGACCAAGCACAAAUAAAACUUGCGUCCUACUUACAAACUGAAGAAUUUAGAACAAAAUUUUUCAGAUGGACAGAAGACGAUGUGCCUAAAACGGAAGAGGGUCAAAACUUUUCAAAGAUGAAGGAAGCAUUUACCGCAUGCAUUGAACAACGAUUCGAAUAUACCCUCCAAAAGUGGGAAAGCACAGAUAAUUUUUUCUCCCAAGCACAUUUAGAAUUGGAAGCACUGUUUGACAAAGGUUUCCUAGAAUUUGAGAGAGAAAUUCGAGACAUUGACCGUGUACUUGUCGGAAGUGACGUGGACGGCUUCCAACCUUUUGAGAUUCGCCCGGGACGGAUGUUCUCGCCAUUAGAUCCCAGAAUGAAAAAAUUUCUAGUGAUGACUGGCGUGAUUUUUUGGCCAGUUUUGAUGUCCGUAGGCCUCGCCGCAGGAGUUCUUUCUGCACCCGUCCUUGGAGUACUGGCGAUUGGAAAGCAUCUAAAGGAUCACCAUCUGAAGACCAAUUGUUGUCAGACACUGAAAGACCUCUCAGCAGAGUUCCUCGAGGACUUCAUCACUAACAAAAUCCGCAGUUAUGUCCAAGACAAAUUCAGCGAGGAGACGAAUCGCAUUGCCAGCAUCAAGAGGUGUCACCAGCAAUUAAUCACCAAAUACGAGCAACGAUGCAAAGACCUGACAAAGAGCGAAGAUGAAUCAAGGGAAAAGGAGAUCCUCAAUAAAUACCGUCCACUGUACACAAAUCUGAUGAGCAUGAAUGAAAACUUGAUGUUCGAUGCAAUCCAAAAUGGAAUAAAGGUGAUGUACCCAUCUUGCCAACUUGAAGUGAGAAGACUUCAGUACAAUGAGAGCGAAAGAGAGGCGUGCCUUGGUGAAGGCAGCUUUGGUAAGGUUUUAAAAGGAAGAUACUCUCCUCCUGGACAUAGAAGAAAAGAUGUUGCGGUCAAAAAGAUCCGGAAACAUCCAGAUCCAUCAAAUGUUGCCGCCUUUCUCAAAGAAGCAGCAAUGCUAAAGUAAGAUUUUUUUAAAUAUCAGAUUAGCCAGCGAUCGUGCAGAGGUUGAAGCGCUCAACUUCUAAGGCCUAGCUUCGAUUCUCGGUCUGGUGUUACAUAUGAUUGACCUUGGUAUUAAUUCUUGUCCUUGCCUUUAGGAUUUUUCUCAGGGAUUAUCUGGUUUUCGUUCCUUUAUUAUAUCUAAUGCUAAACUAACGCAAUUUAGCUUGGAAGAGCAAUCGCUUAGCCAUUCUGUAAAAAUUGUCUUAGUCUAUUGAGAGUCAAUUGACUGAUUACAAGUUCACUUGAUUUUAUCCCUUCUAAUCUGCAGAUUAGGAACUACUAUUUUGUGCCAAUUGCAAUUUAUAAUCCGUUUUGAUCUUUCUGCUAUUCAAUCAGGUGUGAGUUUUCUAGUGAGGUAUUAAUUUGACACCAUAUUUUUCACAGGCAACUUGAGCACAAGCACAUCGUAACAUUUUAUGGAGUUGGCAUAGACGUUAAAGAACGACAACUCGUUUCCCUGGUGCUGGUGUUCGACUGUGUAGCAGGAGCCUAGACAAGCAAAUCUUUGAAAACGACGAGUACAUUCCAUGGAAUACGGCUAGUGCAGCAGCUAAGAUAGUACCCUGGGCAAAACAAAUUUUAGAUGCGCUUGAAUUCAUCCAUAGCAAGAAUGUUGUCCAUCGAGAUCUCAAGCUGGCCAAUAUUCUGGUGAGUUGAUAGAAAAUGAACUAUGGUGAAUUAUAAACCAGGUAAUGAAAUGAACAAGCAUCCCUUAUCGUCCUAUCAUGACCAUAGGACAAAACAAAAAUUGUGGUGAGUUUAAGAGUGGAAAUUAGGGAAUCCUCCCAUGAACCCGAUAAAAAGGGCUGGCUGAACUUUUCCAGUAUAUCACUGACCACUUCAACAGUAAUCUGACUGAAAUUUCGACUUGGAAAUAAUUGUAAAAUUGUCUAAAGCAAAAAAUAUCCAAUGAUCACAAGAGCUCGGAUGUCAGGUUCACAUGUUGGAUCAUACUCUGACUUCAUUACAAGGGCAAACAAUAUUACGACGCAACACAUUAGUUACUUAACAAUUCAUUUCGUUCGAAAUGAUUAAACUCCAAUUUUUUGGUCCUUUGGAAAAUUUGCAUGCAAGAUUCUCCAGUUUGAUUCAUGCUUAUGAAAUCGGGAUAAGCUGCAGCAAGAUAAGUCUUCUAGUUCCUAAGCUAUCACUACCUCCGUUUAAAAAUUUGCCAUAUACAAGCGUGGCACCAGGGCAAAGUGUUUCACCUAAAGCUGUAUUAAAUAUCGAUUCUCUUUUUGACUGAAAUUUUUAGGAAAUUAACAUUGCCCGACAUUAUUUGUAGAUUUCAAAACGUGAGCACAUCAAAGUUGCAGACUUAGGUCUAGCAACCUUUAAAGACAAAACCACUGGCACAGUAUGUGGGACUCCUUUAUACAUGGCACCAGAAGUGAUGAAAGGCAAACUCCACAGUGCAAAGGUGGAUAUAUACAGUUUUGGUCUCAUGAUGUGGGAAAUGUGGUUUGGGAAACGCGUCUUUAUCGAACUACGCCGUGAAGAUAUUUAUAGACGAAUUAAAGACGAGAAUUAUCGUCCUCAAAUUCCCAAGGAUGGAAAUCUCCCUCCAGCAGAAUGGAUUGAGCUCAUGACAUCGAGUUGGCAAUCUGACCCAAGUUUGAGGCGAACAGCCACAGAAUGUAAGAACUUUAUUAAGACAAUUAAGCAUCAGUAUGUUAAGUAGGGGAAAAAGGUUGAUUUUCCUCCCUUUGCGUGUACAAUUAUUUUCGAACGAUUGACAGCCACGUUCAGAUAAGUUAAUCCUCAUGAACCGAGAGAGAAGAUCGGGCGAGAUGAAACAUUACUAGAAAUUCUGCUCGACUCGGCAAGAGAGACUGGCCCAUUAGCCCGUCACGUAAAUUUUUGUAGUGAGCCAGGAGCGUCUUUCAUUUUCAUCGAUUGAUGGUUUGUCCCUGGGACUCCAAGCAUGAAGCAUGUUUGGAUCACUCAGCGAUCAUUACAUGAGAACUGCAAUUGAAUUUUAUAACACUUUUGUUAUCAUUAUACGAAUAUUAAGAAUCGUAAUUCUGGCAUCUUAUAACAGCGAGAAAAGUUACAAAGUAGAGUAACGAUAGUAGACAUUUGAGUUUUACUAUGAAGUUAAACAAUCUAGGUUGCUCAUUUGGGAAGACGUAGAGCAAGUUCCUUCAAAGCAGCGGCCAGGUUUCUGAUUCAAUUCCGUAACACAUGCUCGGUUGGAUUCUGCCGGUAUGUGGGGCAGAAAAUGAUUUAAAGACAUAGAACGAGACAAACCUAGGUAUUUUUAGAUUAUCAUCAACAUUUUGGCCUCCCGGAAUUUAUCUCAUGGACGAAGUUUUCUUUGUUCAUUAACGGUCAACGCAAGUAGCUCAAGCUCCCACGAUUAGGCUCGGUAUAAAUAAUGAUGGCGUAAAUAUAUGUUAAUGUUACGCAAUAGGCGAAAUGCUAGGAUUCGUAUAAGUGUAUACGGUCACGCUCUUGACCC